AUGUCUGAGCAUAGCUGGACGGUGGCCAAGUUUCCGUUCUCAGCCACCGACGAGCGCCAGCUGGGGGUGGCCAAGGGUGAGGCCGUCCUUGUCGUCCGUCCGUCGGGCAACUGGUGGUAUGCCCGAUCAGCCACCGGUGCCGAGGGGCUCAUCCCCUCCAACUACAUGAGCGGACUGAUGACUGCUGAGGAAGCUGGUCUUGAUCCUGGUUCUGUGCGCGCCUUUCUCGCCUUUGAUGACCUUGAUGCCGAAGGUGAGGCCGAGGCCGAGGGCGAGGCCGAGUACGUGGAGAUCCUGGUCGAGAUCGAUGCCGAUGGCGUUGAGCAAGUAGUUGCCGAUGUCGAGAGUAAGGAUGAUGUGGCUGCUUUGCUUGCAGAAGCACAGCGUGAGGACUCGAUGGUGUUGGAGGCCGCGACUGCUGUAGUGGCGGUUGAAGGGGCUGGCGCUGAUGAUGUUGCUGCGCUGCUGGGUGAGGGCACGAACCCUGAUGGAACGGAUGCGGAUGAUGUUGCUGCGCUGCUGGGUGAGGGCACGAAUCCUGAUGGAACGGAUGCGGAUGAUGUUGCUGCGUUGCUGGGUGAGGGCACGAAUCCUGAUGGAACGGAUGCGGAUGAUGUUGCUGCGUUGCUGGGUGAGGGCACGAACCCUGAUGGAACGGAUGCGGAUGAUGUUGCUGCGUUGCUGGGUGAGGGCACGAACCCUGAUGGAACGGAUGCGGAUGAUGUUGCUGCGUUGCUGGGUGACGGCACGAAUCCUGAUGGGACGGAUGCGGAUGAUGUUGCUGCGCUGCUGGGUGAGGGCACGAACCCAGACGCCACAGACGCCGACGACGUUGCUGCCCUCCUCGCCAACGACACACACCCGGACGCCACAGACGCCGACGACGUUGCUGCCCUCCUCGCCAACGACACACAACCGGACGCCACAGACGCCGACCCGCCCAACGACUCCGCAGCUGAUGCCGCUCCACUCGAGGCCGACCAGAUACGGUGGGAGCAAGACGACGACGUCAUCUCGAGUGUGGGCACGACCGAGGCGGCGGCAGAGCUUGUGGACACCAUGGGCGUCGACACCAUUGUGCGCCUGGUAGUCGAGCAGGACGAUGUCAUGGGUCUGUCCGAUCCGUGCCUCUCGUCGGUCGACCUCGGCUACGACGCAUCCGAUGACGCUCGCGCCAUCCUGGAGGACAUCACACUCGAGCCUCAAUAUGUGGAGCCCAAGCCGUCCCGCCGCCGCCGCCGACGGACCCGCGAGCAGGCCAAGGCUCACGCCCGUGCCCGCCGCGCCCACGCCAGGGCCCAGCAGGCAGCUGCCGCCAGCGCCCCCGCGCCCCCAAAGCCCAAGACGCUCGCCGAGCUCAUGGCCGACGCCGAACGGGUCGAACGCAUCCAGCAGGCGAGCACAAGGUUGCAAUACAAGGAGGAGGCCAUGGCGCCGCCCACUGAGACCCUCCUCGAACGCAAGGACACGCCGUGGCGCAAGCGCACUGAGCCGCUGCGCCCACGCCGUACCCGUGCUCAGCCGCACUCGUCGCUCUUCCCGCCCCGCACUUCGAUAUUCGACGACCCACUCCCGCACCCCCCGAAUCCCCGGCCGGCCUCGCCGCUCCGGAUUGGCCUCUCCUACAUCGGCCGAUCGUCGCCGCCGUCCCGUGCCUCGCCCGCCUCCCUCGUCGCCGCCAUCGAGCACUCGGCCGUCCGCCUCCCACCUGUCGAGCUGCCACUCGCCGGCGCCCCGUCCCGCCCGCUCCUUGUCCCUGACACCCGCGAUCCCAUCCGCGAGCAAGCCAUCCAGGCCAUCCUCCGCACCGUCCUCACCACCGCCAACUCGGCCAUGGUGCCGUAA
Molecule: messenger RNA, 1845 nt
Organism: Thecamonas trahens ATCC 50062
Lineage: Eukaryota; Apusomonadida; Apusomonadidae
Exons: 2
Coding region: 1-1845 (614 amino acids)
Molecular function (GO): protein binding
Source: RefSeq, a predicted model, not a curated record